Colletotrichum godetiae is the source of this 1688-nucleotide messenger RNA. RefSeq lists its product as uncharacterized. Bases 306 to 1328 code for a protein of 340 amino acids. NCBI's taxonomy places the organism in Eukaryota, Fungi, Ascomycota, Sordariomycetes, Glomerellales, Glomerellaceae. The transcript is spliced from 3 exons. The record is from RefSeq and is a predicted model, not a curated record. Gene Ontology annotation, biological process: vesicle fusion with Golgi apparatus; endoplasmic reticulum to Golgi vesicle-mediated transport. Gene Ontology annotation, cellular component: trans-Golgi network.
AGCGUCCAGCCCUGGCUGACGUGGUGAACCUCGAAAGAAGCUACGUCUCCAAUAUCGCCAGCUCCAGGUACCACCUGUCCACUCACGCAACCAAACGCGCCUCGCAACCCCGGCGCAAAACGGCUCUCGAGCCCCACGACCGACGACGAGCUCCUACCUACAAUCUGUUGAAACCAGAUUCGCAUCAAUCCCUACCACGAAUCGACGACGACACGAACCGAAUCGAGGCGCCUACUCCAGACAAGGGGGUUAAACCAAGCUACCUAAGACCAACCUCCACCAACCUUGAAUUCCCACAAACAACAAUGUCAAACUACUACCAACCCCAACAAUCUUACGGCCCAGGCCCAGGCGCAGGAGGCGCCGGCGCCGGCGGAGGAGGAGGCGCCCAAAACCUCCAGUUCUACCCCUCCUCCUACUCCCCAGCCGGCGCCGUCUCGGGCCACGCGACUCCACAACAGGCCUCGUAUGGCUACGGAGCGCCCCAACCCGCCGCGGCAGGCGGCUUCGGCGGUGCGGCAGCCUUUGGAGCACCUCCCGGCGGCGGUGUUGGUGUGUCGGGUCGCAUGGGCGAGCAGGGCGGCCUGCGCACGGGUUGGCUAGCCGCCUUUUCGACCGAGGGGUACGAUGGCGAGCCGCCGCUGCUCGAGGAGCUUGGUGUCAACUUUGGACAUAUUCAGGCAAAGACUCUGGCCGUGCUCAAUCCCUUCCGCCGGAUCGAUCAACACCUGAUGGACGACGCAGACCUCUUCGGUCCCUUACUCUUCGUCCUCUCCUACGGAACCUUCCUCCUCCUCUCAGGCAAAAUCCACUUCGGCUACAUCUACGGCCUCGCCCUCCUAGGAAGCACCUCCCUCCACAUAAUCCUCUCCCUCAUGACACCCACCGACGCCCACCCCCCAACAGCCCCCUCCGCACCCCAAUACGGCGGCCCCGUCUCCUCCGUCGGCGGAGGCUACCCUGGCGCCCCGGACACCCACGACCACCCAUCCCGCAACGCCGCAGGCCACUUCUCCUCGACCCUCACCUUCACCCGCUCCUCCUCCGUGCUGGGCUACUGCCUCCUGCCCCUGGUCGCCACCAGCGUCUUCGGCAUCUUCAUGCCCAUGGACACGCCCCUCGGCAUUGUAUUCACCACCAUGGCGAUCCUGUGGUGCACGUACUCCGCCUCGGGUAUGUUUUGCGCUGUUGGACGGAUGAGGGGCAUGCGCGGGCUCGUGGCGUACCCGCUGGCGCUGUUUUACGUCGGGUUCGGUAUCAUGGGCAUCUUCAGCUCUAGGGGCAGCGGCGGGUCUCUGGCCAAGGCGGCGGCCGGGUUGAAGGGUUGAAGGCGCAGACACGAGGAGACAUGGAAGAUAAACGUACACUAAAGACAGAGGGGAUAACGUAGUUUACACGAGAAGGACUCGAUAAGGGCAACAGAGACUGCAGAAGCGUGCUUUACAGCUACUUAUCCUUUAGGGCAUGGCGCAAUGCGCGUGGCACUACACUGUGGGAGUCUAGAGGAGGCGCAGAAACCGACGGGAGUCCAAAAGCCACGAUAGACGAUGGAGGCAACAAUGAGACAGAAAGCAUGCAUGCCCACGGCUACUUAGGGGCGAGGCGGAAGCCAAAGGCCGACGGAUGUUUCACGUCACUGUACAAUACUAUAAUCAUGUUCAGACGAAGCCAGAAAUAAUUCUUUUGAU